Oryzias melastigma (Indian medaka) is the source of this 2321-nucleotide messenger RNA. RefSeq names its product component of oligomeric golgi complex 8 (gene cog8). The coding region runs from base 129 to 2018 and encodes 629 amino acids. The transcript has 5 exons. Gene Ontology annotation, biological process: intra-Golgi vesicle-mediated transport. Gene Ontology annotation, cellular component: COG complex. NCBI's taxonomy places the organism in Eukaryota, Metazoa, Chordata, Actinopteri, Beloniformes, Adrianichthyidae. The record is from RefSeq and is a predicted model, not a curated record.
AAUUAUGAGAUAACUUUUCAAAGUAAGUGAAACAUACAUUUCUUCCAGGUUAAGCAGAAAUGAGAACAGAUUCUAGUCCUGAUAAGAAACGAUUUGUUCCAAAUUAGUUUGGUGCUUACAGGUCCAGAAUGUGUGUAUUCAGAACCAGAACCUUUCGGGACAGAGUCCCAGCUGCAGUUCCCGUUCCGUCCACAGAGGCGCUGUUGCACUGGAGCAGGAAGCGGAAGCAGAACGCGCCUGCUGACGUCACAGGCAGCAUGGCGGCCGUAGACGUGGAGGACGAGAGCCUCCUGGCCUCCAUGUUCCGGGCCAGCUUCCCGGACACCUGGAGGGAGAACCCGGACUUCGCCGCGUACCUGUCCGAGCUGAGCGCGUGCGGGGUGGAGGAGCUGAGCCGCGAGCCCGAGCGGCUGGCGGAGGAGCGCGCGCAGAUCCUGGAGCAGACGCGCGAGCUCGCCUUCUCCAACUACCAGACGUUCAUCCGGACGGCGGACUGCACGGAGCUCAUCUACCGGGACUUCGGCCGCGUGGAGGCGCGCGUGUCCAGCCUGCUGGACAAGCUGCCGCGCUUCGGGGAGCGCUGCAGGAGCUUCGUGAAGGAGGCGGAGGAGAUCGCCGCCAGCCGCCGCAUGAACAGCCUGACGCUGAACCGCCACACGGAGAUCCUGGAGGUCCUGGAGAUCCCGCAGCUCAUGGACACCUGCGUGCGCAACGGGUACUACGAGGAGGCGCUGGAGCUGGCGGCCUACGUCAAGAGGCUGGACCGGAAGCACGCGAGCCUGCAGGUCAUCCAGGGAAUCGUGCGCGAGGUGCGUCAGUCCACGCAGCUGAUGCUGUCCCAGCUGCUGCAGCAGCUGCGCAGUAACGCCCAGCUGCCUGUGUGUCUGCGCGUCAUCGGCUACCUGCGGCGGAUGGACGUCUUCACGGAGGCGGAGCUCCGGGUCAAGUUCCUGCAGGCGCGCAGCAGCUGGCUGCGCUCGGUGCUGGCGGCCGUCCCCGACGACGACCCGUACGUCCACAUCACCAAAACCAUCGAGGCCUGCAGGGUCCACCUGUUUGACAUCAUCACGCAGUACCGCGCCAUCUUCUCCGACGACGACCCGCUGGCCCCGCCCCCCGCCGGCCAGACGGCGGUGAACGAGGCGGCCAUCUUCCAGGGCUGGGUGGUCCAGAAGGUGGCGGAGUUCCUGGAGACGCUGCAGCGGGACCUGCAGCGCGGCGUGGGGGGCCGGCUGGACUCGCUGCUGGGACAGUGCAUGUACUUCGGCCUGUCCUUCAGCCGGGUGGGGGCGGACUUCCGGGGGCAGCUGGCGCCCAUGUUCCAGCGGGUGGCGGCGGACGCCUUCCGCGGCGCCGUGCAGGAGGCGGCCGACAAGUUCCAGGAGGACAUGAACAUGUACACGCUCAUCGCGCUGCCCUCCGUGCUGGGCGGGGCCCUCCCCCCCACCGCCCCCGGCGUCCAGCCCGGCACCCUGCAGCCCCCCAUGGUGCUGCUGGACUUCCCCCCCCUCGCCUGCUUCCUCAACAGCGUCCUGAGCGCCUUCAACGACCUGCGGCUCUGCUGCCCGCUCGGCCUGGCGCACGACGUCACGCUGUGCCUGCAGGACGCCGCCCACAUGGUGACCCAUCAGAUUCUGGCGUUCCACCGGGCCGAGGCGGCGGCGUUCAGCAGCAGGGAGGCGGAGCUCUUCUCCCAGUUCUGCUCGGCGUACGCCGAGGACCUGCUGCCCUUCCUGAACCGCUGCCUGCAGCUGCUCUUCCCGCCGGCCCAGCUGGCGCUGGUUCUGGGUGUUCCCGCCUCCCAGCUGGCCCGCUUCGGUGGUCUGGGCUGCAUCGACGUGGCGGCGGUUCUGCAGCCGCUGGACUUCCUGCUCUCUCAGAAGGAGGAGCCGGCGCCGCCAGAGAUCACAGCCGAGCUGAGCUCGCUCACUGUGGAGACCCAGCUCCCAGAAUCAGAACCGACCCGGUCCAGUCCGCCUGCCUCUGAGCCCACAGUGGAUCUGGAGCCUGAGGAGUGACGGCGCCGUGGUCACAUGACCAACUUAGAUCACAGGCUGGAGACAUGUUUCAGGGACUCUGAUGUGGGUUAGGUUCUGGUUCUGGUACUACUCAGGAGUUUUCUGCUACUUUUCAGAUGAAAUGUUUUCUUUGGAGUUUUUUAUUUUUAUGAAGAUGUAUUUAUCAAAAGUAACUUUAAUGAAAACCCAAAACUGAUUAAAGAAAGAAUUUAAACGAAACACUAAAUCAUUUUCUGGAGGAAGACUGUUGGAACAGUUGUCAUGGCAACAAAAGAUCAAUAAAGGUUCGAAAUAAAUAGUUGA